Messenger RNA from Scedosporium apiospermum, 1551 nucleotides. RefSeq lists its product as uncharacterized. Gene Ontology annotation, molecular function: alpha-1,2-mannosyltransferase activity. Lineage: Eukaryota; Fungi; Ascomycota; Sordariomycetes; Microascales; Microascaceae. Gene Ontology annotation, cellular component: endoplasmic reticulum membrane. Bases 1 to 1551 code for a protein of 516 amino acids. The transcript has 4 exons. The record is from RefSeq and is a predicted model, not a curated record. Gene Ontology annotation, biological process: GPI anchor biosynthetic process.
AUGUGGAGGCGCGUCUAUCUGCUGCUUGUCCUCGUCCGGCUGUGGUUCGCCCUGUCUCCCAGCUAUCUACACCCCGAUGAGAACUUUCAGGGUCCAGAGGUGAUUGCAGGCCAAAUUUUUAGUUAUCCAGUCCGCCACACGUGGGAAUUCACCAGCGACCACCCGAUCCGAAGCGUGUUCCCGCUAUGGCCCGUCUACGGCCUGCCGAUGCUCCUCCUGCGAUGGUUAUGGAUCGGUAACGGCCAGGCCGGCGAGAUCCCGCCCAUCGCCGUCUUCUGGACCCUCCGCGUUCUCAUGUUCGUCAUAAGUUUCGUGCUGGAGGACUGGGCGAUUCACGAGCUUAUACAGUCGCCGCGACACCGCCGCGUCGCCGUGCUCCUCGUCGCCUCGUCGUACGUUACUUGGACGUAUCAGACGCAUACCUUUUCGAAUUCGAUCGAAUCUCUUAUUGUUGCGUGGAGUAUGGUGUUGAUCCAGCGCAUCGUUGAAGCUCCGCACCGCUCGUCCCUUUUGUCGUGUACAAUUCUCAGCAUAGUAUCCGUCUUUGGUAUUUUCAACCGUAUUACAUUUCCAGCAUUCCUCGUUUUCCCCGGUGUUCGCUUGAUACCCCACUUAUUCAAUAGACCUUUGUCUCUUGGCGUAAUGGCUCUCGCCGGACUCGUCACGGCCGUAGUCGCCAUUACCCUCGACACAGCAUUUUACUCUCCCGCGCCACUUACCUGGGCCGACCUAAUUUUCCGCCCCGUCAUCACUCCGCUCAACAACCUCAUGUACAACAUCUCUCCGUCCAACCUCGCCCAGCACGGCCUCCAUCCCUGGUACCAGCACCUACUGGGCAACAUCCCCAUGCUCCUUGGCCCGGCCACCCUCCUCGCCAUCACGCGGCCGUACCUCUCCCUCCGACUCUACUCCGCCAUCUCGGGCAUCAUCGUUCUCUCCAUCUUCCAGCACCAAGAGGCGCGCUUCCUCCUACCCACCGUCCCCCUCAUCCUCUCCUCAGUGCAGCUGCCCAAAAACAAGACGCUCCUAAAGAUGUGGACGGCAGCCUGGAUCAUCUUCAACGUCUUCCUCGGCGUCCUCAUGGGCAUCUACCACCAAGGCGGCAUCGUCCCCGCCCAGGUCUUCAUGUCCGGCCAACCCGACGCCACCCAGGUCAUCUGGUGGAAAACCUACACGCCCCCCAUCUGGCUCCUCAACGGCAAGAACGAGGUCCUCGAGACCCGCGACGUCAUGGGCCUCCGCGGCGAGGCCGUCCUCGAGGACCUCGAGCGCCUCGCCACCUGCGACACCCCCGCCGACCGGCGCAACCAGGAGUACCUCAAGGAGAAGAACGGCACGUACCUCGUCGCGCCCACCUCGGCCACCUGGCUGGAUCAGUAUCUGCCCAACAAGGGGCUCAACGGGCUCCGGUUCAGGGAGGUCUGGAGGACGAGGACGCAUUUGAAUUUGGAUGAUUUGGAUUUCGCCGAGGAUGGCGUUUGGGGUACGUUGGCGCGGGUGGUGGGGAGGAGGGGUUUGGCGGUUUGGAGGGUUACGAAGAGUUGUCCUUGA